Messenger RNA from Erpetoichthys calabaricus (reedfish), 3197 nucleotides. RefSeq lists its product as uncharacterized. The record is from RefSeq and is a predicted model, not a curated record. Bases 401 to 2692 code for a protein of 763 amino acids. The transcript is spliced from 3 exons. Lineage: Eukaryota; Metazoa; Chordata; Cladistia; Polypteriformes; Polypteridae.
CGCAAUUAAUCCUUAUGAUAUCAAAAAAUGUCAAUUGAAAAUCAAACAAAUGGGUCAGACAAUGGUGAUGUUGCUAAGUGCAUUACUCUAUUCCUGAAAUGAAAGCCAUUUAAAGCCAGAACACUUUGAUUCCUUUUCAUCGAGCUCUUCGACAGGUUCUUUCAGGGCGGAGUCUUCAAUCACACCAUUCUUCGUUUAAUGCUUGCAUUAAGACUGCGCCAUCGGAUUUCACUUUUGUCGUCUUCCACCGUUUGUCCUGGACUUUAGAAAUUGACUGAUUUCGACUUUGAUUGAUGUUUACUCCCAUCUCUGUAUUUGUCUUUUGUCUUCUGUUUGUGAUGAACAAAAACCCUUGAAUCUUGAAUCUUGAAUCCACAGAGAGAUCGUUGUCACAGCAGUCAUGAAUUUUAUAAAGUGGAUGCUGAACAGCCCUCGACGAUUCUGUGGGAUUAUCUUACUUCUCUUCACUUUUUUUUCUUACUUCAUAUUUAUAAAAUUUCCACCGUAUUUUCAGCACCUCUUUCGCCAACAAACACACGCCGGCAGCCCCCAAGGAUUCAUUUUGUCAGUUUAUUUUCAUGAAAGCAGUAAAGCAGCAGGGAACAUCACUGGAGGUGCGAUUCGGAUUAUGGCUGUCGUGAGCACAGACACACACAAGGACUACCACUGCCAUGUUGAGUGUGACGGCCAUGUGGUCUCCACAGAAGCACAUCCUGAAGUCCACUCCACGGUUUAUGACUUUCGUUACAGGCUGGUGGACCUCCUGUGCCCAAACCCAUGUGGAUCGGCCGGUGCUUUGACUAAAGUGACUGUGAAUACACACGAUGACCAGGGGCUCUCAAUGUCUGCCAUUCAAGCCCCUACUGCCCAUGAGGGGGAGCGUCAGCGUGACUUCACUGCCUGCAUUUCAGUCUUUAGCAAUUACAGCAGAGCACAUCUCGUCCAGCUUGUCCAUAUGUAUCAACUGCUGGGGGCUCAAAAAGUCUUCAUUUACACAAACAGUGCCACCACAAAGGCACAGGAGGUGCUGGCUCAGUUCACUAUGGAGGGCUGUGUGGAAGUCAUCGACUGGAGAGUUAGUCAUUUUUUCAGUGAAUCCAACUGGGAGGAUUUCCUAAACGAUAUUCAGGUUGCUGCUUGGAGAGACUGCAUUUAUAGAAACUCGGGCACCAGCCAGAAGCUGGCACUGUCCACCUCAGGGCAAACCAACCUUUACAAUACAAGCAACACCUGGGCAGGACUUCUGCAGUUCUUUGUGAAGGAGAACUUCACUGUCGGCUACCUGGAGGUGCAGGACUGUCACAAAUCCAUACUCUCCUCUUCAGAUGUUGGAGAAGAACAAGAAAAUACAGAAAGACGACAAGCAAAGUGUGGUCGCCCAUCCAGCAGGAAUGCACUAGGAGUGAACACCACCUUCUUUUACAUCUCUCUGGCCAAGGAUUCUAAUGUUGGUGAAUGGCCUUCUUUCGUGACACAGUGCUUUGUGAAGGAGCCUCCUCAAGGGCAAGUGGCUGCUGUUAGGAUGAGAAUUCAAGAGAAAGAGAAUGCCCCUCCAUUGGUCACUCCUGUGAAUGGCACCCAAGCUUUUGUCAUUUCUGCAUUUUAUGAUGACCGACAGCAGCAGGAUGUCAUUCGAAUCCUUGGAAUUGUUAAGCGAGAUCAGUAUGAAAAGAUGAAAACAACAUUGUAUUGCCACGUCCAGUGUGAAAGCGCCCUUCACGUUGGGCCUGCCGAGGUGGACAUUCAUAGUGAGCACUUUGAUUUUCCAUACGGAGCCACAACAUUCCUCUGCAAAAACCCAUGUGGGUCAACGGCAAUGUCCAGUGUGACUGUGAGUACAAGCAUGGAUAGCAGACCACCAGGAGUCGCUUUGAAAAUUCAGAACACUAAAGAAUCUCGACCUGCCAAGCUCCAGCGGGACUUCACUGUGUGCCUUUCCACGAUGUUCAACUUCAGCAACGUCCUGCAGCUCAUUCAAUCUCUAGAGAUGUACCGACUGCUGGGGGCCGGCAAGGUGGUCAUCUACAAAACGAACUGCUCUGACCAGGUUCAGGAGGUGCUGGACUACUAUACCAAAGAAGGGUUUGUGCAAGUGCUUAAGUGGACGAUAAAUUUGUACCUUAACCCAUCUGCAGGCUGGCGAUUUCCCAACCACUUAGGAGAUUUGCACUAUCACGGCCAGAUCGCCGUACUGAAUGACUGCCUGUACAGGAACAUGUACUCCAGCAGAUACUUGGUUUUUAUUGACCAGGAUGAGGUCAUUCUACCCUAUAAACACGAGAACUGGAGAGACCUGAUGGACUACCUAACGAAGGCAACUGGAGCCAACAUCUUCUGGUUCACCAACACUGUCUUUCCAGCUGAUUCUCACGCUAAGGACUCCUCAACCCUACAAUGGAAUGACAUUAGUGGAAUAAACAUUUUAGAGCAUGUAAAAAGAGAGACAAAAGUUAGGCGCACAGAGGCAAAAAAAAUGAUUAUAGAUCCCAGAAUUGCCUACAAAAUAUCAGUACACUAUCCACUGGAGAAUUUUGGAGUAAGACAUGAGGUGAAUGAACAGGUUGCCCUAUUGUACCACUGUAAAGAGUACGCGGAAAUUACAGAACAAGCAUAUGACCCAAGGAUCUCACAUUAUGAAGAUCCACUGAGUGUAAAUGUGAACAAAGUGCUGAGCAAAACUGUAAGAAGGUAAAUAGAAUGUCAUAGCUGAUGUUGGUCAAACUGAUAGUCUUUACUUUAUGACGCACCUUCUCUAAAGUGAACAAUACCUCAAUGGAUUUUAGAAACAUAGAUUGUAUGCAUGUUAGUCCAAUGCUGCGUUUUCUUUUAAUUAUCAUUCAAGUAUCAAGUACAACAUUAGAUCAAGGAAAGCUUAUGAUUUUAUGGUAGAUUAAUGUGAACAAAAAUAUGAUCUUCCACCUAUCGACUAUGCCCCCACUGUAAACCCAACUUGGCUCAGACCUGUGAGGACAAAGCAAAAGGAAUGAGAUUACUUGAGAUACCGAGAGACACGAAAGCACCUGAGAAUUAAUUCUGGGUUUAGUCACCCAACUGUGUGCUUUUUACUUUCUCGUAUAUUUGGAGUAUAGGGAAAGGAUUGUAAUUGUCCAAAAAUUCGAUUUCGAGAUUUUGAUAAAUCUUUACAUUUUAGACCUCCCUGAGUCCGAAAAUACAAUUUUUGGAAUUAUGUCUGUGUG